This is a messenger RNA of Chinchilla lanigera (long-tailed chinchilla), 1324 nucleotides long. RefSeq names its product olfactory receptor 4C11-like. The record is from RefSeq and is a predicted model, not a curated record. Lineage: Eukaryota; Metazoa; Chordata; Mammalia; Rodentia; Chinchillidae. Gene Ontology annotation, molecular function: olfactory receptor activity; G protein-coupled receptor activity. Gene Ontology annotation, cellular component: membrane. Gene Ontology annotation, biological process: G protein-coupled receptor signaling pathway.
UCAUGCCCUGUCUGUGAAACCUCUCUAAACUCCACUCGGUAAACAAGGAGGCAACUUUGCUGAGCCCUUUGGAGGGAGCACAGGAGCAGCAGGGGGAGCAUCCCCCGCCCUGACCACCAGGGAGUCUCCUCCUCUCCCUUUUAGAUGGAGCGGGACAAGCUGGAUGCAAGCACGAUGUUUUGACCAGCGACAUGACUUUUAUCUAUAGAGAGUGAGACCUUUCCCCUUCGGAAUGCGCAGGGAACUGGGCUGCGAGUGAAGUCGGAGCAUUUGAGAAACUUAAGAACCUUAUGCAACCCUUUCCAUGCUGUGGAAUAACUACCAGAGAUUAAAUUGUCAGAGGCGUCCUUCUGUCAUCACUGCUAUGGUGAUGAAGAACAGUGUGACUGAAUUCAUUCUGUUUGGGCUGACACAAGAUGCUGAAACGCAGAAGGUGAUAUUUGGGAUCUUCCUGAUCCUUUACCUCAUGACACUGUUGGGGAACUUUCUCAUCAUCGUGACCAUUAAAACAAGCCAGACCCUUGGGAGUCCCAUGUACUUUUUCCUCCUCUACUUAUCCUUUGCUGAUGCUUGUUUCUCUACAACCAUGGCCCCCAGACUGAUUGUGGAUGCCCUUUCUCAGAAGAAGACCAUUUCCUUCAGCAAGUGCAUGACGCAGGUCUUUGCAGCCCACUUGUUUGGGUGCAUGGAGAUCUUUGCACUCAUCCUCAUGGCCUGUGAUCACUAUGCGGUUGUCUGUAUGUCUCUGCAGUACACGACCAUCAUGAGCCAGCGUGUCUGUGGUGUGCUACUGACUCUGGCCUGGGUGGGAUCUUGCAUCCAUUCCUCAGCACAGAUUGUCUCGGCUUUGAGACUGCCUUUCUGUGGCCCCAAUGUGAUUGAUCACUAUUCCUGUGAUUUGCAGCCCUUGCUGAAACUUGCCUGCUCGGACACUUACGUGAUAAACUUGUUAGUUGUGUCUAACAGUGGGGCCAUCUGCAUGGUGAGUUUCCUAUUGCUGCUCGUCUCCUAUACCGUUAUCCUGUACUCGCUGAGAAGCCACAGCUCAGAAGGAAGGCGAAGAGCCCUUUCCACAUGCACCUCCCACUUCGCUGUGGUUGUCAUAUUUUUUGGCCCCUGUAUAUUUAUAUACACACGUCCUGCAACCACAUUUCCAGUAGACAAGAUGGUGGCUGCCUUUUACAUGAUUGGCACACCCUUGCUCAACCCCCUCAUCUACACAAGGAAUGCAGAAGGAAAAAGUGCCAAGAAAAGGUGUAAUGUAGUGAAAUACGACUUCUGGUGAUCCAUGCUGUGUGGGAAUUCUAUGUACACUUCCUUGAUG